CUAAGAUGGCAGAAAAUUUACAAGAUGAAAAAAAGGGAGAAAACAAAACACCAGAACAACUUGCCAAAUGUUUUCCAAUUAUGUCGAAAUUCAUCUCACCUCAUUUGUUAUCAUUGCUUACAUAUUUUAAUAGUGAUUUAGAUGGGUUUAAUUACUGUGAUCAUAAUUGUAGAAUAGAAAAAUGUGAGCAUGGAGAGAAGAUAGGGAAAUGCAAACAUAAAUGUCAGAAAUGUAAGCAUAAAAAAGAACCAGGUAAUUGCAAUGAAUGUGAUGAAAAUAAAGAAUGUGAACACGAAAAAAUUUAUACCAUAUCUCAAAAAGAUUAUGAUUUUGCACAUAUGGUCUGGCAAGAAACAGAAUGCAAGACUUUUGGAGAUUAUCACGAUAUCUAUCUUAAAACUGAUGUAUUGAUUUUAGCAGACGCAUUCGAGGCAUUCUGUAAAGCCUCAUAUUCAGCAUUCAAGCUCGACCCAGCAAAUUAUUUAACUGCACCAGGAGAUAUGCACGAUUUCUUUACAGCAAUGAAAAGGAGAGGAAUGUCUUUGGCUAGAUGUCAUAUAGCUAGAGCAAAUAUUCCAGGGUUAGAGGGGUAUGAUGGAAAAAAAUCGAAAAAGUGGCUUUUGUAUCUAGAUGCUAAUAAUCUAUAUGGUUGGGCAAUGAGUCAGUAUUUACCAACUGAAGGAUUUAAAUGGCUAUUAACAAAACCCCUCGAAGCGACUUCCCCAUUAAUGCAGAAAAUUUUAUUACUAAAAGAAAAAUCAAAUCGAGGAUGUUGUUUAGAACAAAAAGAAUGGAUAGGAAAACAACGUCCUGAUACAGAAAAACUUAUACUAACUCUACAUGAUAAAGACCAUUACGUUAUUCAUUAUAGAAAUCUACAGCAGUGUAUAAGAGAGGGGUAUGUUCUAGAAAAAGUAUACAGAGUUUUAGGUUUUGAACAAUCUCCUUGGAUGGAAUCCUAUAUAGCAAUGAAUACACAACGACAUGCAAAAGCAAAGAAUGUCUUUGAAAAAGAUUUCUGGAAAUUAAUGAAUAAUUCAGUAUUUGGGAAAACUAUGGAAGACGUAGGUGAAGAGCAUCGAUUACGCAGACUAAUUUCUGAUCCAGCUUUCGUUAGUCGGAAAAUUUUCUAUGGAGCAAAUUUAGUAGCAGUACAUCGAAGGCAAACUAAUGUAAAGUUAAAUAAACCGGAAUAUGUGGGAGCAUGUAUUCUCGAUCUUUCUAAAUACUUUAUGUAUGACUUCUGGUAUGGACAUCUCAAAAAGAAAUAUGGAGAUCGGGUAAGACUUUUAUAUACAGAUACUGAUUCUUUAAUCAUAGAAAUUGAGACCGAAAAUAUUUAUCAAGACAUGAUCGAUGAUUGUGAUUUAUUUGAUUUUAGUGACUAUCCAGAAGAUUAUUGGGUACUAAAAAAUCUUCCAGAAGAUCAGUGGAUAAUCAAUGAUGAAGGUAAGUGGAAGGAUGAAAAUGGAGGAGAUCAAGCUAUAGCCUAUGUAGGAGUUCGAGCAAAAUGUUAUAGUGUUGUGUGUGAAAAUUCCAGAAAAAAUAUGAUAAAGGCUAAAGGUCUUAAAAAGUCUCUUAUCAAGAGAGAGCUCACACAUAAAAUAUUCGAGGACUGUGCUUUAGAAGGAAAAAAGGAUCAGCCACGAACUGCUCAAUUCCUCCGAAGUUACGGACAUCGAAUGUAUAGAAUAAAGCAAACAAAGAGAAGUAUUAAUCCACUAGAUACAAAAUUGUGGAUAGAUCAAGAUGGGAUUACAACAUACCUAUAUGGUGAUUGUGAAAUUCCGGAAGAAUAUAUAUAG
Molecule: messenger RNA, 1805 nt
Organism: Cetraspora pellucida
Lineage: Eukaryota; Fungi; Glomeromycota; Glomeromycetes; Diversisporales; Gigasporaceae
Source: the annotation of a GenBank genome assembly